AUGCGCGUGUCGAUACCUGCGCUGCCAAACACGCAAGCGCACACACCGAAUGUGACAGAGCUAGCCGCUGCUGUGGACCGCGUUACAGCGCUGUUGCGUAACAGCAAAAAACCUGUCGUCAUCACUGGCGCGGGUGUCUCUGUCGAUAGCGGAAUCAAAUCGUACCGUGGCGAGAAUGGGAUGUAUUUAAAUCCGGGGUACAGACCCAUCUUUUAUCACGAGUUUGCGAAUACCACCGCGUUUGGAGAUGCGAAACGACGUCGUUACUGGGCGCGCUCGUUCCUUGGUUAUCCUCCACUGCGUAUGGCAGCGCCGAAUAGCACGCACGAUGCGAUUGCAAGGCUGAUGCAACAAGGAAUCGUUCACCGGCUUAUUACACAGAAUGUCGAUCGGCUUCACCACGCAGCGUGGACGUACGCACCCGCCGCGCCCAUUGUGGAAUUGCACGGCUCGUUAUCCGAAGUGCGGUGUAUUGGCCGUGGCGACGGUGAAUUUAAGCAUAACGACGAAGCAUGGUGGGAUGUGCAUUCCACGCGUGCGUUUGGUCCCAUCGACCGCUUCUAUACCCGUCACUUGCACACGCCCGACGCACAGAGUGGAUGCGGAUUCGUCGCGGCGCGCGAUGCACUGCAAGACUAUUUCGCUGUGCAGAACCCCGACUGGGAAAUGUGGGCCAAGCGGCUGGAGAAAGAGCCUGGCUUGCACCUGCGCCGCAACCCCGAUGGCGACGUCCAGCUGGACGGCGUGGAGUACAACAACUUUUAUUACCCUGCGUGUCCCAGUUGUGGCGGCAUCCUGAAGCCGGAUGUAGUGUUUUUUGGGGAGAACAUACGCGCGUCUGUGAAGCGCGACGCCGAGGCUUGCAUAGCAAGCUCCGACGCACUCCUGAUCCUCGGCACCACGCUCGCCACGCACUCGGCGUUCCGUCUGGUGAAGGACACGGCCGACUCCGGAAAGCCUGUGGUGCUGGUGAAUCGCGGCCCAACACGCGUGGAUAGUAUCGUGGACACGCGGAUUGGAUUGACGAGCGGCGCAGUGCUACAAGGCGUGGGUCGCGCAUUGGGACUAUAG
Molecule: messenger RNA, 1071 nt
Organism: Malassezia vespertilionis
Lineage: Eukaryota; Fungi; Basidiomycota; Malasseziomycetes; Malasseziales; Malasseziaceae
Exons: 4
Coding region: 1-1071 (356 amino acids)
Molecular function (GO): NAD+ binding
Source: RefSeq, a predicted model, not a curated record